CGCGGGGCGGGGCGGGGCGGGCGGCGGUGCCCUUGGCCGGGCGGGCGCCGGGUCGGGAGCGUUGGGCGCGUCACGCCGGCCGGUGUAUGUGCGGCAAUAACAUGUCGGCGCCGCUGCCCGCCAUCGUGCCGGCCGCCCGGAAGGCCACGGCCGCGGUGAUUUUCCUGCACGGACUCGGAGACACCGGGCAUGGAUGGGCAGAAGCCUUUGCUGGCAUCCGAAGUCCCCACAUCAAAUAUAUCUGCCCACAUGCGCCCGUUAUGCCGGUGACCUUGAAUAUGAACAUGGCGAUGCCUUCUUGGUUUGACAUCAUUGGACUCUCACCCGAUUCACAAGAGGACGAGCAUGGGAUCAAGCAGGCAGCGGAGAGUGUGAAGGCGCUGAUCGACCAGGAGGUGAAGAACGGCAUCCCUUCCAACAGGAUCGUCCUGGGAGGAUUUUCUCAGGGCGGGGCGCUGUCCCUCUACACGGCGCUGACCACGCACCAGAAGCUGGCGGGGGUGACGGCCCUGAGCUGCUGGCUCCCGAUGCGGGCGUCCUUCCCAGAGGGCCCCAUCAGCGGUGUUAAUCGAGAUAUUUCGAUUCUCCAGUGCCACGGAGAUAGCGACCCCUUAGUCCCCCUGAUGUUCGGCACUCUGACCGUGGAGAAGCUGAAGACGUUGGUAAAUCCAGACAACGUGACCUUCAAAGCGUAUGAAGGCAUGAUGCAUAGUUCUUGUCACCAGGAAAUGAUGGACGUCAAGCAGUUCAUCGAUAAGCUCCUACCUCCUGUGGACUGACUUCACGAAGAGGCCUUGUGUGGAAGUGCACCAGCAUCGACGCCAACCGGACCCGGCCCUCACUCCCCACCCCACCCCGAGACUCGUCCUCUCUGCAGUGUUAAAACGUUGGGCAGAUACACAAUACGAAUGACGUAGCCUAAAUGAUACCUCCCGUGGGAAAUGCGUGACCUCUUGAGUUUCUCUCCAAGCACAGGUAGGGCCCCUCCACGGACAGGUGUAGGCCGGAGCCCAGAAAUACCUGCUAGUAUUUCGAAGAACCGGAGCUGCUCGCUCCCCUUCCCCAGCUGUAACUCGGCCCAGUAAUAAAGCGCCUGCAAUCCAGAUGUCGUAGUAGGUGGUUUGUCAGCGCUGAGCUGAGUGAGAACUUGCCGGGGUCCGAGCGAGCAGUUGCGAUAGGGACCGUUUCCUCUCGCUGCGACUCACUCUCCGGGUCUCGCCCCAGAUCCCUCCCUCGGUCACUCUGCAAUAUCUCUAUUUUUCUACGUGUCUCCCCGUGUACUUGGUGAUUGUGACAUGAUAAGGGUGCGGUGGCAUUCCGUGACCCCUCGUGGCAGUCAGCGGGAACCGUGCUCUCUUGCAGUCAUGUUUGGGGGGCCUUCUGGGUGUCCCCCCCGCCCCCAAGGUCACUUCUAUCUCACCUGGUGGUGUUGUUCUCCGGAACAGUAUUCCUUUGUUUUUUACCAGUUGUAACAGACCAAAUAUUGCCUCCUUGCCGUCGACGCCCGCUGUCGGUCAGUACAUGUUGUGACUUGGAUUUACCAGACCUGAUGGUGUUUAAGAUCUGCCUAGAGUCAAAGGAACCAGGCGUCAAACCUCUUCGCUACUUGAGACUUCCUGUACUGCUUCUUCCUUAAGUUCAGAGUUAUUCCCUAGAGCAAGUUUGAGAGGGAGAGUUUUUCGUUCCAGGUAACAAGGAAUACCUGCGGUUGUAUUUUUUGUUUGUUUUUGUUUUUGUCAGCUGAAGGAGUAAUUAGGUCACGAUCAACUCUGCUCUGGACUCUCUUAGUUCUUAAAAACUGCAAUUUCUAAGAUGCGCUCUCUUUGUACCAGAGCCAGUCUUAGCAAAUGCACUCUGUACGUAAGUUUGGAAUCAACUGCUGUAGACAAUGAACACUGUUAGAAAACCCUGCUUGACUUUUAUCUGAUAAUGGGCUGAUUUGAAAUGUUCGGGGUGUUUUUUUUUCUCCAGGGGUCUUCCCUGGCAGGGAUCUGCUAGGGGACUGCUUCUGCCCCAGUGCUCGCCUGGGGCCUGUGAGUGCCGGGGAUCGAACCCAGGCCUCUGCACACAAAGCCCGUGCUCGGCCCUUGGAGAGCCCUCACCGGCCCUUGAAAUGUUCACUUCCGCUGUGACUCAAUAAUUCUUUUGUGCAAACAAAUAGAGCAGUACUUACUGUUUUAAAGAGUUGAAGAUGUCCAAUCACUGGUAAAAUCGUUUACAGUCAAACUCAUGGGUAAUUCCAUCAAACUCAGCAUGUCUGACUUAGUUGCCGGGCUGUUAAACACGUCGGCAGGAAUGGAAGGUCGGUAUCUCUGAACUGCUAGCUUCUCUGCUGUAUUCCACCCGGCUUAAACCAUGUUCGGGAUGCAUCUUUCUAAACGGGCGCGAAGUAAUCAUGGGGAUCACUGAGUGGUGGCGUGCGUGGGAUUCUGAUAAUUAAGCCAUAUGUUUUAUGUCUGGAUUUUCGGUCUCUGAACAAUCAUUCUCCACUGAGUCCUUUCGCUUUCCCUAGAAGAUCAGAAACUGGUUUCCGUUCAACCAAUCAGCAAUAUCUAAUUUAUGGCAAGAAAAUAUUCCGUUGAAAUGUGCUAGCGUGUAGAAAAAUGUUUUUUCAUGGUUUCUAUCAAUGUGAAAUAAAGUUUAGUUCUGAUUUUUCUGUG
Molecule: messenger RNA, 2660 nt
Organism: Sorex fumeus (smoky shrew)
Lineage: Eukaryota; Metazoa; Chordata; Mammalia; Eulipotyphla; Soricidae
Gene: LYPLA1
Product: lysophospholipase 1
Exons: 9
Coding region: 87-779 (230 amino acids)
Biological process (GO): protein depalmitoylation
Cellular component (GO): cytoplasm
Molecular function (GO): carboxylic ester hydrolase activity; palmitoyl-(protein) hydrolase activity
Source: RefSeq, a predicted model, not a curated record